AUGCUUCGUCCGAGUCCGGACGUAGUCAAGCUCCAGGUGUAUGAACCCGAAGGAAGCUCAGCAAAGGUAGCUUUCCAACCCGAAGGGACAUCUGCAAUGAAUACAACGGCUGGCAUGCUGCGCGGGCGACCGUAUGGGGGCGUCAUCCUCCUGUGGAGGGGCCACGUUAGCUGGAUGCAACCCAAGAAGUGGGAGAUCGUCGUCACUCCUUGGGUGCCCGAGGAUGGAAAGAGACGGCGAGGAAGCCCGAGAAGUUAUUGGCGGGACGAUCUUGAUGGGUUUGAGAGGGCGUGGUGGGAGAUCGCCAAAGACGAGAGACCAAUGGAGGAUUUUGGGAGAGAUCUUCGCCCUUCUUCGCCGCGCUAUUCAACGCGAGUGCACCGCGAGAUUAUGCGAAUGUUAAUGCAAACAGAAGUUACAGAUCUUAGUACCAAGAUUUCAUCAAUUCGUGCUGAUCUUGACGAGGCAAUACAUUCCGUGCAGUUCUUAUCGGAGCGGCAUGAUGAUCAGGUCAAAUUAAAUAAAGAGACGGAAGGUACAAUACGCCAGUUAAUUAAGGACAAUACUCUUCUAAGUGCUCAGGUAGCAGACAUAAGUAUAAAACUAGGACAUAUGGAGCAGCAGUAUAGAGAAUGUAAUAUCGAAAUACAAUCUGUACCUGAAUUUAAGAAUGAAAACUUGCUCAAUCUCAUUCAACAACUUUUAAAGACUGUGUCAUGCAAUGUUCCUGAUAAUGAAAUUUUGUCUUUUCACCGUGUGGCAAAACAGAAUUCGAAAUCCGACCGGCCCAGAAAUAUCAUAGUGAAGUUCUCUAGUACGCGUACACGCGAUUCAGUAUUGGCUGCGACUAAGGUCUUUAAUGAGCAUAACAAACAAGACAAAUUGAAUACAUCGCAUCUUGGUAUAGCAUCCAGCAAGAAGCCAGUUUACGUGAUGGAACAUUUAUCGCCAGCAAACAAGCUACUGCAUGCAGCAACACGAUCAGUCGCAAAAGAAAAGCACUAUGAAUUUGUUUGGGUAAAAAACGGUCGUGUAUUCAUUCGCAAAGACCAGAAAGACUCUGCUAAGCUUGUUAAAAAUAUGGAUUUCCUAAAGUCUCUGUAG
Messenger RNA from Hyposmocoma kahamanoa, 1104 nucleotides. RefSeq lists its product as uncharacterized. NCBI's taxonomy places the organism in Eukaryota, Metazoa, Arthropoda, Insecta, Lepidoptera, Cosmopterigidae. Bases 1 to 1104 code for a protein of 367 amino acids. The record is from RefSeq and is a predicted model, not a curated record. The transcript is spliced from 4 exons.